CCUAAUGGUCACUCCCAAGCUGUCCUCCGGACAACUACAACCUACAGGACAACUAUACAAGGCUCUGCCUUGACAGUUGAUCCUCAACAUCAUCCUCAAAACCUUCACGACGAGGUCAGGAUAUCGGUUAAUUCAAAAAUUUGAAUUCGCUACCAUGAAGUUGUUUGUGCUACUGUGUUUGUGCGAAGCAGUGGCCGGGAGUGUAUUGGAUUUGACUAAAAAUGAUCACAAAUGCGGCGUAGAAGCGAGCACCAACCCGCUGCAUCACGAGCCUUGGCUGGUCCAUUUAGAGUACUACCGACGCGGCGCGCGCGCAGACAUCCGAUGUGGCGGUACCCUCAUUUCGAAGCGGCAUAUCCUCACGGCUGCGCACUGCGUCAACAAGGGCGUUGGAGCUUCUAAGCCUACAAGCUUAGUAGCACGUCUUGGCGAGUACGACCUAUCAACAGCGGUGGACUGCGCAGACGGCGUGUGCGCACAUCUCCCAGUGAAGAUCAACGUCGCUGCGAUCGAAGUGCACCCGCUUUACGACGAUAGGGACCACGAUGUGGCGAUACUGACGUUGGAGAGAGACGCGCCUUAUACUGAUACUAUCAGACCGGUGUGUCUACCUUCAGGCAAGCUUCCAGAAAACGCGGUUUUGACAGCAUCAGGCUGGGGAGAAGAUUUCACCAAAGGCGUUUACAGCAACGUCAAGAAAAACCUCCACCUACCCUACUGGUCAACCUCAAGAUGUAAAUCAGCUUACAAACACCUCCUUUUACCAGAGCCUAUUAUAUGUGCAGGGGGAGAAAAGGAUGUUGAUACUUGCAGGGGAGAUUCUGGAGGACCCCUCACUUGGGGGGUGAAUAGGAAGGAAUUGUGGGGGGUGACUAGCACGGGCAACACUAUUUGCGGAACGAAAGGCUACCCAGGGAUUUACACUAGUGUUGUCCACCAUUUGGAGUGGAUUGAAAAGAUUAUAAACAAAUGAAUUUGUAUUAAGUUGGAAUGGAUUUCAAAAGCACUGAUUAAGUAGUUCUAUUGUGGUAUCUAAUAGACUAGAAAAAAAGCUUUAAAAAGAAAACCCCUAAAUAUGUUAACAUAUUAAC
Ostrinia furnacalis (Asian corn borer) is the source of this 1091-nucleotide messenger RNA. RefSeq names its product serine protease 7-like. Bases 155 to 973 code for a protein of 272 amino acids. Gene Ontology annotation, biological process: proteolysis. The transcript has 4 exons. The record is from RefSeq and is a predicted model, not a curated record. Lineage: Eukaryota; Metazoa; Arthropoda; Insecta; Lepidoptera; Crambidae. Gene Ontology annotation, molecular function: serine-type endopeptidase activity.